UCCGGUUCGGUUUGGUUCGGUUCAGUCGGGUUCUACGCUCGUUCAGAGCCGCGUACGUCGCGGGAGUCUCUCUAGCCUCCAGCGUCUCUAUGGUCGAGUGGGCGGAGCCAGGAGCAAGAUGGCCGCGCCCGCAGCUGCCAUGGAGCCGCAAGCUUCUGGGGGUCCCCGGCUCCCAGUGUGUCUGUUGGUGUUGGGAAUGGCGGGAUCUGGGAAAACUACCUUUGUACAGAGGCUCACGGGACAUCUGCAUAGUCAAGGCUCUCCACCAUAUGUGAUCAACCUGGACCCAGCUGUGCAUGAAGUUCCCUUUCCUGCCAAUAUUGAUAUUCGUGACACUGUGAAGUAUAAAGAAGUCAUGAAACAGUAUGGACUUGGGCCCAAUGGUGGCAUAGUAACCUCACUCAAUCUCUUUGCUACCAGAUUUGAUCAGGUAAUGAAAUUUAUUGAGAAGGCCCAGAACAUGUCUAAGUAUGUCUUGAUUGACACACCUGGACAGAUUGAAGUAUUUACUUGGUCAGCUUCUGGGACAAUCAUCACCGAGGCCCUGGCAUCCUCAUUCCCAACGAUUGUCAUUUAUGUAAUGGACACAUCUCGAAGUACCAACCCAGUGACCUUCAUGUCCAAUAUGCUCUAUGCCUGCAGCAUCUUGUACAAAACCAAGCUGCCUUUUAUUGUGGUCAUGAAUAAAACUGACAUCAUUGAUCACAGCUUUGCAGUGGAAUGGAUGCAGGAUUUUGAGGCUUUCCAAGAUGCCUUGAAUCAAGAAACUACAUAUGUCAGUAACCUGACUCGCUCGAUGAGCCUGGUGUUAGAUGAGUUUUACAGCUCACUCAGGGUGGUGGGUGUGUCUGCUGUUCUGGGUACAGGCUUAGAUGAACUCUUUGUGCAAGUUGCCAGUGCUGCAGAAGAAUAUGAAAGAGAGUAUCGUCCUGAAUAUGAACGUCUGAAGAAAUCACUGGCCCGUGCACAGAGCCAGCAGCAGGAAGAACAGCUGGAACGCCUUCGGAAAGAUAUGGGCUCUGUAGCCUUGGACACAGGGACUGCUGCAGGCAGUUCAUCUCCUGUGCUGGACCCUUCUGACUUGAUCCUGACUCGGGGAACCUUGGAUGAAGAGGAUGAGGAAGCAGACAGUGAUACUGAUGAUAUUGACCACAGAGUUACAGAGGAAAGCCGUGAAGAGCCAGCAUUCCAGAACUUUAUGCAAGAAUCAAUGGCACAGUACUGGAAGAGAAACAACAAAUAGUUUCUAGCUGAAGUCCAAAAUUUUGGAACUCUGUGUGAAGGAACUGUCCUUAUUUCUGAUUGGGGGCUACUGUAAUGGACAAUUUUGUUCAGAGUAGUAGUUUCUCUUAUUAGUAAAAUCUCCUGUCUCAGAUGAAGCCAGGGAUAGGAUACCUUUGGACCUCAUGGGUAGAUGCUGAUUCCCCUUGGCCUUUCCCUUGGAUUUAUGCAAGGAAGGAUAUUCUGUUUUUGGAUGAGGAUGUCCCUUCAAACCUAAAACUGCCAAGUUUUUUCAUUUGAGCUCACAUACUUUUGCUGCUGAUAGUGGAGCAGACAGAGAACUUAGUUCACUUCAGAUCUCUUCUAUUAGGCUAGAUCUGUAGCUUCCACUUCCUCAGCAUCUUGCCCUUGAACCUACACCAUGAGUUCCUGUCCUUUUAGCAGAAAGGGAGAUGGAAACAGGAGCUUGUCCAGAGCAGCAGUGGAGUCUCCUUGGCAACCAAUCAACAUUGGUAUGAAAUGUACCUCACACUGGGUAGCUCAUUAUAGAACACCAGGUUCAUUGAGGAAAGUACAUAAUUAAUGAAUAAGAAUUUUACUUUUGAUGGUGACUUGGAUAAAGAGUUUUUAAUUUUAACUUUGUUGUAAGCCUGUCUGUCAUAAUUUCAAAUAAGAAAAUUAUCACAAAUAAUCACUUCUGUUCAAAAGAGAGGUUUAAAGCCUCUAUAAAGAUGUUUACUGAAGUUUUGUGUACACACACCUAGUAACCAGGUACAAAGCCAGGCCCUGUUUGUAUUGUUCUUUGAACUUAAUGCAGAGUAUCCUUAGUGAUUUAUUCAAAGCCCAUGAUUUGGUCAGGUGCACAUUCCAUACCUAACAGCCAUGGUAAGUGUUUGCUCUGCCUCCACGUUCUCAGUAUCUUAAAACAUAAUACAUUUCUCUUAAGGAAUUUUAUCCCUGCCUAAUCUUUAUUCCAAUUUAGUGUUCCUCAAAAUGUGGUCUCUGGACCAGAAGCAUCAGCAUCACCUGGGAAAUUACUACAAAUGGGAUACUCUAGACCUGAGUCACAAACUGUGGGGGUGGAGUCCAGUAGUCUAGUAUAAUAAGGCCUCCAGGGGAUUCUGAUGCAUGCUAAACUUGAGACCACUCUCUAACUCAAAUAGCCUGUGACGUAAUUCCAGGCCAGGUGAAUCUCAGGUAUGAAAGCUCACAUGACCUGCUUUAUCAGAGUACCCCAACCUUGACCAUCUGGUGCCCAUUCUUUAAUUUAAACAUUCUAAAAAUAAACAAGUGUUUUACCAUGAAGUAUUAAUUUCAAUAUUCUUUGAGUAUUGGGAACCACUGGUCUAAAAACUUGAACCUGUUCUUUAAGAGGAAACCAUUUGCAUAGCAAAACUCUGAACAUAGCUGUUUUUUCCCCUUAGUGCCUUUGAAUACUUUUUCCUUAAAGAGUAACUUGUCCAGCCUGUUGUAUAAGCUCCAUAAGGGCAGUUACAAAGUCUUACUCAUCUUUGUAUUCCUUGUACAGGACCUAGUACAUAAUAGGUCCUCAAUAAAUGUUUGCUAACUGAA
Molecule: messenger RNA, 2793 nt
Organism: Vicugna pacos (alpaca)
Lineage: Eukaryota; Metazoa; Chordata; Mammalia; Artiodactyla; Camelidae
Gene: GPN1
Product: GPN-loop GTPase 1
Molecular function (GO): GTPase activity; ATP hydrolysis activity
Source: RefSeq, a predicted model, not a curated record